Tarenaya hassleriana is the source of this 701-nucleotide messenger RNA. Its product is annotated as 40S ribosomal protein S15a-1. The transcript has 4 exons. Gene Ontology annotation, biological process: translation. Gene Ontology annotation, cellular component: ribosome; cytosolic small ribosomal subunit. Gene Ontology annotation, molecular function: structural constituent of ribosome. The coding region runs from base 124 to 516 and encodes 130 amino acids. NCBI's taxonomy places the organism in Eukaryota, Viridiplantae, Streptophyta, Magnoliopsida, Brassicales, Cleomaceae. The record is from RefSeq and is a predicted model, not a curated record.
AGCUAAUAAAAGCAAAAACCCUAAUCGUGGUGCGACUUCCAGUGCUGCAUUCAACUUCGCUUGAAGGUAAGCGAGAGAGUCGGAGCGGCAGCCUCUUCUGUUCCAGCUCGCAUAUUUUUAAGGAUGGUGAGAAUCAGUGUCCUGAAUGAUGCUCUUAAGAGCAUGUACAAUGCAGAGAAGAGGGGGAAGAGGCAAGUCAUGAUCAGGCCUUCUUCCAAAGUGAUCAUCAAGUUUCUUAUUGUCAUGCAAAAGCACGGAUACAUUGGCGAGUUUGAGUAUGUCGAUGAUCACAGGGCCGGUAAGAUUGUUGUUGAACUAAACGGAAGGCUGAACAAGUGUGGAGUCAUCAGUCCACGAUUUGACGUCGGUGUUAAGGAGAUUGAAGGUUGGACCGCUCGCCUUCUUCCUUCCAGACAGUUUGGAUACAUCGUCCUGACAACCUCGGCGGGCAUCAUGGACCACGAAGAAGCCAGGAGAAAGAACGUCGGAGGCAAGGUUCUCGGGUUCUUUUACUAGAAACUCCAGUGAGGCCUUGCUCUUUGAAAGCAAGUGGUUUUCACUCGUCAUCCAUUGUUGUUUAGUAAUAUGUCAUUUUGUUCCUAUUGCGAUUUCGGAAGUUAAGACUGAUCGUUUCAAUUACUGAGUUCUUUAAGACUUCGGACCCAACCAUCACCUUCAUAUAUUCUCUUUCUUCCCUUUAA